Psammomys obesus (fat sand rat) is the source of this 2963-nucleotide messenger RNA. RefSeq names its product histamine receptor H1 (gene Hrh1). Lineage: Eukaryota; Metazoa; Chordata; Mammalia; Rodentia; Muridae. Gene Ontology annotation, biological process: positive regulation of vasoconstriction; G protein-coupled receptor signaling pathway, coupled to cyclic nucleotide second messenger; regulation of vascular permeability. Bases 86 to 1552 code for a protein of 488 amino acids. The record is from RefSeq and is a predicted model, not a curated record. Gene Ontology annotation, cellular component: membrane; dendrite. The transcript is spliced from 2 exons. Gene Ontology annotation, molecular function: neurotransmitter receptor activity; histamine receptor activity; G protein-coupled serotonin receptor activity.
CGAGCAGCCUGGCGGCCGCCGCCAAACUUUCCCCGGAGCUGCUGGCGCGGGGAGGGAGCCAUCUCUGGAGGCUGCCCUUGUGCCAAUGAGCCUUCCCAACACAUCCUCUGCCUUCGAAGACAAGAUGUGUGAGGGGAACAGGACCGCCAUGGCCAGCCCUCAGCUGCUGCCCCUGGUGGUGGUUCUAAGUAGCAUCUCCCUGAUCACAGUGGGCCUCAACCUGCUGGUGCUGUAUGCUGUGCACAGUGAACGCAAGCUGCACACAGUGGGCAACCUGUACAUUGUCAGCUUGUCGGUUGCAGACCUGAUUGUAGGGGCGGUUGUCAUGCCCAUGAACAUCCUGUAUCUCAUCAUGACCAAGUGGUCCCUGGGCCGCCCCCUCUGCCUCUUUUGGCUCUCCAUGGAUUACGUGGCUAGCACGGCAUCCAUCUUCAGUGUCUUCAUCCUGUGUAUAGAUCGCUACCGCUCUGUCCAGCAACCCCUCCGGUACCUGAGGUAUCGAACCAAGACCCGGGCAUCAGCUACCAUCCUGGGAGCCUGGUUUCUCUCCUUCCUGUGGGUUAUACCCAUUCUUGGCUGGCAUCACUUCAUGUCCCCAGCUCCAAGUCUUCAGGAAGACAAGUGUGAGACAGACUUCUACAAUGUCACUUGGUUCAAGAUCAUGACUGCCAUCAUCAACUUCUACCUCCCCACUUUGCUCAUGCUAUGGUUCUACAUGAAGAUCUACAAGGCUGUGCGGCAACACUGUCAGCACCGCCAGUUUACCAACGGGUCCCUCCCUUCCUUCUCUGAAAUCAAGCUGAAGUCAGAGGAUGCCAAGGAGGGUGCCAAGAAACCUGGGAAAGAGUCUCCCUGGGGUGUUCUGAAAAGACCAUCAAAAGACCCUAUUGGAGGAUUGGAUCAGAAGCCAACAUCUGAAGACCCCAAGAUGAACUCUCCAACUGCCUUCAGCCAAGAGGGGGAUAGGGAAGUUGCCCCACGCCACUGUUUCCAUCUUGACGUUAUGCAGACACAGACUGCGGCUGAUGGAGGCACCAGGGGCUCAGAGGCCAAUGACCAGGCUCUGAGACAGCCCAAAAUGGAUGAGCAGAUCCUGAGCACUUGUCGGCGGAUCAGUGAGACAUCAGAGGACCAGACCUUAGUAGACAGACAGUCCUUCUCCCGGACCACAGACUCAGACAACAGCAUAGAGCCAGGGCUGGGCAGAGGCAAACUGAGAAGUGAGUCUAACAGUGGCCUGGAUUACAUCAAGAUCACCUGGAAGAGGCUCCGCUCACAUUCUAGACAGUAUGUGUCUGGGUUGCACUUGAACCGAGAGCGGAAGGCAGCCAAGCAGUUGGGUUUUAUCAUGGCCGCCUUCAUCCUAUGCUGGAUCCCCUAUUUCAUCUUCUUCAUGGUCAUUGCCUUCUGCAAGAGCUGCUGCAGUGAACCCGUGCACAUGUUCACCAUUUGGCUGGGCUACAUCAACUCUACAUUGAACCCCCUCAUCUACCCCCUGUGUAACGAGAACUUCAAGAAGACGUUCAAAAAAAUCCUGCACAUUCGCUCUUAAGGGCACACCAAAAGAAUGCCACAGAGUGGGUGGAUAUGUCUGAUGUCGAAGAGGAAACCAGAGGAAGGAAGCAUGGCUGCCACUAUACCCCUGGGCAAUGGGGCGUGGAAUCUAAGGUCUUGGGCUGAGCAGUAUGGAGGCAUUCCCAGGCACUGUCAGAAAGAAAGCAGGUGGCAGAAAGAUUGUACUUGGGGUAGUAGAAUUUGGAGUAUUUGAAAGCAACCUGGGCAGAGCAUGCCUGGCCCUCAGGGACCAUGGAAAUGUCAGAUGAUUUUUGGAAGUCAAUCUCUCUGACUCAAGUGUGGACGUGUUGCUAGAGUCCUUCUGUGGGGUUAGUCUGGACUCUGAGACUUUCCGAAAGAAAAGAAAAAAAAAAAAGCUGUGUGACUACAGAGACAUGCACACAGAUGCUGUCUCCUUACAAGGGUUAUCUGGACAGGCAUGGCCACUGUCCUGCUUCUCAGAACACAGCCCUUCUGAGCCCAGCCUCUCUUAUAGCCUUGCCCAGAGCUGUCUGCCCCACCGUGGAGCCUGCCUUACCUGUGUCUUAGAGUUGCUAGGAAAUUAGGCAGCUUGUGAGUCCAUCAUUUUCAACUCCUAGUUCCUUUUGGCUCUUAAUAUGACAACAACAACAAAACUACAACACAAUGACAAAAACUCCACUCGAAAGUCAAGAGGAGGAGAAAGUAGUUUUUGAAUAGUUGUAUCUUUUAAGUUUUAAAAUUUUGAUUUCUGAAUAUCUGUAUGCAUUGCAUCUUAAGCAAAAGAAAGGCAAGAGAACGUUGUUUCUUAAAGGCUCCACCAGGGGGCUCUCACUCAAGGCCUUUGACAUGACAGAAAACACACGUAGGUUUCCUUUGCAGACAGACAAGCUGAGUAACAGCCAGGAAAACAAGGUUCGUGAGAUCAUUUGACAUUCAUGUCAGAAACUGAGAAUGAGAACCCUGUCACUGAUUUUCUCCAAAAACGAAGAAGAAGAAGAAGAAGAAGAAGAAGAAGAAGAAGAAGAAGAAGAAAUAAUAAUCCUGUCAGUUCUCACAGUGAGAAAUCCAUACUCACAGUGUUCUCCAAGAGAGGUGACAAUGACCCAAGAAGCUGGCAUGGAGCACAUCUGUGUGCACAAAGGGUGAUUCUCAGAAGGGACAAAUGUACUUUUCUAUCUGUGAGAAGGUGUGAUUUCUAAUCAUACAUGCUAAGUGUGAUUUCUAGUCACAGAUGCCUUUUAAAGUCAUGGAAGCAUCCAGUUUUAUUUAUGCCACAGUCUGGUUGAGAUUUAUAUUUUAAAAUAUAAUGUUGGAAUGUGUGUUGGAAGUAGGAACCCCUGUAAAAGCUGGUCUUUUGUGUCUGUGUUCCUGUUUGCAUGAUCUGUCCAAAUGAGAUAUUUUUGCUUACCUAAAACAUGACAUUUGGG